Messenger RNA from Trypanosoma theileri, 3609 nucleotides. RefSeq names its product WDdomain 65. The coding region runs from base 1 to 3609 and encodes 1202 amino acids. The transcript has a single exon. The record is from RefSeq and is a predicted model, not a curated record. Gene Ontology annotation, molecular function: protein binding. NCBI's taxonomy places the organism in Eukaryota, Euglenozoa, Kinetoplastea, Trypanosomatida, Trypanosomatidae.
AUGCCCCUCCCACAAGGCGCACCUCGCAUGAUUGAGCGCCGCCAUGUCUUUGGCGUAUGUGAACAAGUAAAAGAUGGAUUUCAAUACUUGGACGAGAACAACGUAUUAUGGGUAUCUGGAAAGAGUCUCGUUAUUUUGGAUAUUCAACUGGGUACACAACAGCUGGUUUCUUGUACGCCGAAUUGUGAAACCGUUACCGCGUUAGCGGCUUCUUACAAUCGACGUUUAAUAGCUGUUGCAGAGGGUUCCAAACACCCUUCAAUUGUUAUUUAUGUAUGUGAUACAUCUGGUAAUCCUAAAGUAAGAAGGAAAAAAGUUUUACAGGUGCCUGAUCUUGGCUCUACAGAGUAUGUAUCCCUCUGCUUUUCUCAGGAUGGACGACAUUUGGUAUCUUUAGGUGGAUCCCCCGAAUGGAAUCUUGUUUACUGGAGUAUAGAAAGAGGAAAGGUAUUAACCUCCUGUUCUGUACUGGAUGAUGGGGAUCAACUCUCACCUGAUCCGCGUUUACUUAAUCAAUGCAGUAUUUGCCCAAAUGAUCCUUCUCUCGUUUGUGUCUCUGGUCAUGGUUUGGUAAGGUUUUUCGCUUUACGAGAGAAUCAAUUACGACCAACCUCCGGUGGACUUCGGGAACCUGUAACGAAUUAUCUUGCACAUUUAUGGAUUCCAUCAGAAAAUCGACUUAUUUUAUCUACAGAAAGUGGUGAUCUUGUUUUAAUGGAAAAUAAUGAAUACAAGUACCCAUUACCACUAUCUCCAUCUGAUGGAAUUUCCAUUAAUACUCUUGUAGGAUAUAGUAAAGGUUUUAUAUGCGGAGGAGAUAUGGGUCUUAUUAGUAUAUUUGAAAGAACAGAUAAUAAAGAGAUGUAUCGUAAAGUGCGAACCUUUAAAUUUAACAGCGAUUCAGAAAAUAUGGGAGCACCAAGUGAAACUAUUCCUGUUAUUCUUGCAUUUACACUUUCUCCACCACCUGCUGAAGAAUAUGUUUCUUUUAUGACAAGUACGAAACAAUUGUACUCUCUUAACCUACCCAAUGCUGACUUUUUUAAAUCUGAUGAACGAGUAUUUGAACCUAUUGGACAACCUUUUCAUUCAGGACCUAUUGUUGGAGUAGAUGUUUGUGUUCAACGUCCUUUUGCAGUUACUGCAGGACGUGAUCGGUGUAUAUUUCUUUGGAAUCUCAUAACUGGUGUUGUGGAGUUUCGUAAACGUUUCCCAACAGAUAUUUAUAGUAUAGCUAUGCAUCCAUCAGGUCUUCAUUUACUUGUGGGUCUUGCCGAUGGUCUUCGAAUGAUGAAUUUAUACAAUAAUGACAUUAGAGAGUUCAAAAACAUCGGAAUUCGUUCUUGUAUGGAGUGCCGAUUUAGUAGUGGUGGUCAGUUUUUCGCAGCAGUUCAUGCAACUACAAUUCAUGUUUAUUUCACCUAUACUUGUGAACUUUUGGGUCAUUUACGUGGUCAUAGUGGAAAAGUGAGAAGUAUUUACUUUGUACCACCAGAUGAUACUAGAUUAGUUUCUGUAGGUCUUGAUGGGGCAGUGUAUGAGUUUAAUCUUUGUGAUUUCCACAAAGUAAAUGAUAAUGUACUUAAGGCAAUGAUGUACAAUUGUGCUGUGGCUGAUGUAGGAACAAUAUGGGCAGCUGGUAACGACCGAAAACUUCGUCAAUUUGAGCGUACGAAAUUACAACAAGUUGGAGAGUAUGAUUUACAAAAUGCUUCUUUAUACUCUAUGGCUAUUAGUUCUAAACUAAAGUUGCUCAUUGGUGGAUGUGAAAAUGGUACAGUUCGUGUUUUCAAUACUUAUCUUGCGGAAAAAUUAUCUGCAAAUGAACGAGAACGAGAAAAUACGGAGGGUAUUAUGAUUGAAUCCCACAAUGCUCAUGCCGGUAUUGUAAACUCUCUUGCGUUAACAUUUGAUGAAUCUAUGGUGAUUAGUGUUGGCGAAGAUGGAGCUGUGGUUUUCUGGAAUGUGGUAGCCCCAUAUCGUGGACCUCACAAGGAAAUUGAAUAUUCUCGUGAGUUAUUUAUGGCCCGUAGUGAUUUAGAGGCAUCUACACAAAAAGUUGCCGCACUGAACGCUGAGGCGAAUGAACUGAAACAGCGUAUGCAACAACAACAGAUGAAACGUGAUCGGGUUCACGAAGAGCAGAUUGCUAAAUUAGAGCGAGAGUACGCAGAGGAAAAGGCGCAGCGUCUCGCCCAGUAUGAGGCGCUCAAGUCCGAGAAGAAUGAACAAGCGAUCAAGUUUACAGAGUUUAUGGUGGAAAUGGAGAAGAAAGAAAAGGAAGAUUUACAACGUACAAAGGAAGAUUACAGCGCAAAAAUAGAAUCACUUCGUGAACGCGCAGAUAGACUACGACAAUUAUUGGAAGAACGAGAAAGUGCACAUGAAGCACAAAUGAAAGAGAUACGUGAAAAUGCCGCACGUCUGCGUGAAGAAGACAAGGAAAAUCAACGUCGUAUUAUAAGUGAAAUAGAUGAAAGACAUCAAAAACUUCUUAUGGAAAAAGAAGAGGAUGAAAAACUUACAGACAAUUACUGUGAGAUGAUUGAGGAAGACACCGAUGUAGAGGUUGCGGCGUUAAAAGAAAAUGUUGAAAAAUUACGAAAGGAACAAGAUGAAGAAAUUUCUUCCUUACGAGCUGCUAAUGACGCCUUACUAUCACGUGAGAAUAUUAUAAAGGCCGAUUUGGAAGCCACUAAAGCGGAGGUUCGUGAAAAACUCCGUCAACAAGGGAUUUUGGAGUCACAAAUAGAAGCCGCUAAAAGAGAUAUUGAGGCACUCACACACGAAUUCAGAGAUCGUGGAGAAACCAUAGCUGAAAAAGAAAGGCGUGUCUUUGAUCUCAAGAAGAAAAAUCAAGAACUGGAGAAGUUUAAGUUUGUGCUAGAGUACAAAAUAAAGGAACUCAAAUCACAGAUUGAUCCCCGUGAUGAGGAGAUUCGACAAGCAAAGGGACGACUUGCUGAGAUGGGAAAAGAAGCCGAUCAGUAUACCCACAGUAAUGAACACCUUGUUCUACAAAUACGUAAUCUGCGUCAAAAGAAGGCGGGUCAACAAAAAGAACUUGAGAAACUUGCAUCGGGAAUGCGUGGUUUCGCAGAGUAUCAAUCACGACUUUGGACAGAACUGUGUGAUCUACGUGAUGAGGAAAACCCACGUAAACUAAAAGAGUCGGCGAAAUUACUCUAUGACAAAUACACUUCCAAUAAAGCGGUUGCUGUUAGCCGAUCACUCUCUUCUCGUACUGCUGCAGAUGAGGUACGGGAGUAUAAUCGUGAACGUGAUCAUCUGGAGCGGAAUCUUGUUGGACUAAAAAAUCGUGUGAACAAGGAUGCAGAGAAUAAUCGUGGCGACAAGUACCGUAUCACCAGUGAAAACGUUAUUCUCGUUAAAGAGAUUAAUGACCUACGCAAGGAGGCACGUUUACUGGCUGCUAAAGCGGGUGUUUGGCGCACCACAGAUCCCUCUGGUGCUUCUGCGUAUGAAGAAGAUACAGCGCGAGAGAUUGCAAUGCAGCGGGCGGAGUUGGCUCGUCUGCGUGAGAUAGCAACAAAGCUGGAGGAAGAGGCCCGUUCAAAGGGCAUUACAGUAAAACCUCCUACACUGUAG